Messenger RNA from Acanthoscelides obtectus, 702 nucleotides. The record is from the annotation of a GenBank genome assembly. Lineage: Eukaryota; Metazoa; Arthropoda; Insecta; Coleoptera; Chrysomelidae.
AUGCCAAGAAAUAGGUUUGAAAAGCUACGCUCCUGUCUUCAUAUAAACGACAAUUCGUUGAUGAAGCUCAGAUAUCAUCCUAACUAUGACAAGCUUUUCAAAGUCAGACCGUAUAUAGAUGCAUUGAAAAAAAUUUUUGCGAAGACAGAACCCGAAGAGUUCAGUUCGGUAGACGAAAUAAUGAUUCCCUUCAAAGGACAUAGCUCCCUGAAACCAUACAUCAAAAAUAAGCCUCAUAAAUGGGGAAUAAAGUUAUUUGUUAGAGCAGGCGUCAGUGGAAUCAUUUACGAAUUUGAUGUAUAUGUAGGAAAAUACACCGUUAUGCCAAUAGAUAAUAAAGAACUGGGAAUGAGUGGAAAUGUUGUUGUGCAACUAACAGAAUACUUACCGAAGCACAAAAAAUUCAAAAUAUGUACUGACAACUUUUUUACUUCCCUCCAGUUAGUGCAACAUCUAAAGUCGGUAGGUAUCCUCUGUAUUGGAACUGUCCGGUCCAACAGACUGAAAGGACUAAAACUACUGGAUGACAAAGAAUUGAAAAGGGAUGAGAGAGGUGCAUAUGAUUUCGCUACUGAAGUUUCAAGUAAUAUUGUAGCAGUCAAGUGGUUUGAUAAUAAAUCUGUUACUGUGCUCUGCAUUUUCAGGAGUAGAGCCAGUAACUUCAGUGAAAAGAUGGUCUCAGAGCGAAAAAAGUUAUAUUGA